ACUGUAUAAUAAUGCGCAUGCGUUAACAUGAAAUGCACACGUGAAUAAACCGCCACUUUGGCGGGAAUUUGUUUGCUGAGCUGGCUCGCCGCCAUCAUCAACACACGAUGGCUACUGCUGGUGCUGGUGCUGGUGUUGUCAAAGAGAAGGCGAAUGCCUCUGGCGAGGGCAGGACCUCGUUCGUGGAGGGCUGGGAGUUCAUGCAGACGCUGGGCGAGGGAGCGUACGGAGAAGUGAAGCUGGCGGUGUGUAAGGAGUCCGGAGACUGUGUGGCAGUCAAGAUAGUCACAGUCGACGGAGGGAAAGAGGGUCUAACUCACGAGAGCCUGCGGAAAGAGGUGUGUAUCCUAAAGAUGCUGCGCCACACGAACGUCAUCAAGUUCUUUGGCCAGCGGACGCAGGGCUCCACCUACUACCUCCUCCUGGAGUAUGCUGAUGGCGGGGAGCUCUUUGACAGAAUUGAACCUGACCUUGGAAUGGAGCCAGGUCUGGCCCACCACUUCUUCCUACAGCUACUGAAUGGAGUGGAGUACCUGCACAGUAGGGGAGUGGCCCACAGAGAUAUAAAACCUGAGAACAUCCUUCUGGAUGGAGUUGACACAGUCAAGAUAUCAGACUUUGGUCUGUCCACGGUGUUCAGACACAUGGGGAAGGAGAGGAAACUGAGCAGGAGAUGUGGAACUCCACCGUACAUUGCUCCAGAGGUGCAUGCAGGUCUGGACUACUCUGCAGAGCCUGCUGAUAUCUGGUCUUGUGGUAUAGUACUGGUGGCCAUGCUGGCUGGAGAGUUGCCGUGGGAUGCCCCUACCUCUGGGUGUGCCGAAUACUGCGAGUGGUGUGCCCAGAACUUCUUCUUUCCCCCCUGGACCAAGAUCAGCAACGAACCUCUAGCUCUACUGAAGAAGGUUUUGAGACACGCUCCGUCCAAGAGGUACACCAUGGACCAGAUCAAGAGCCACGUGUGGUCCAGGAAGACGUAUGCAGUGGUGGACCAGGUGGCAGAGGAGGGCGUGUCUCCCACCAGCUCUCGCCACGGCAGACACUCUUCCAGACUCGUCAUUGACAGCUCUCCCAGAUAUGCCGACAGAGACAACAGGUCCUCUGAUUGGCAGUAAUUUCACUAAUGUCGUGUACUAAUGCGACAUGAUUCCCCCGCCAUACACAGACAAUGAAGCACCAUUCUAGAUACGUGGUGCCAUAAUUAUGCCCCAUACAGUGGUGCACUAUGGUUCAAUUUGACCCUGCAUGCAUCUUCUCACUCCCUAUACACCUCCACCCGCCACCUGUGCCCACAGUGAUAUACCGUCGUCUCUGCCUGUGGGUAGGGAGGGGGUGGACGGCGGAGGAGGAGGAGAAGUGGGUGUGGCGGUCGAGAGUUUCACUCAGCCCUCUCGCUACGACGAGCUGGUCAUCAGUACACAAGUCCCCUGCACUCCUGGUGCAACUGAGACGCCAGUCCAGAGACUGACGCUGCGACUGACCAGGUUCUACACGGCCUCUCCCUGCCAGAAGGUGUGGACACGGCUCCAGCAGGUCAUGAAGAAGUUCUCCUACGACGUCAGAAUCAGCCCCGACAAGGUGAGUCUGGUGGUGUCCACGACUGACAAACGUUCGCAGCCGCUGGUGUUCAAGGCCUCAAUCUACGGUCUGCGAUCAGACCUUCUCCUGGUGGACUUUAGGAGAUCAAGUGGAGAUGGAAUAGAGUUCAAGAAGAUAUUCAAGAAAGUCCGUGACCAGUGCCAGGACAUAAUCGUGAAACCCCCAUAAUUAAGAUGGCAUUAUGUAUAUAGACGUCAAAAGUUUUGUGUGAACAAACAAGAGAUUCAUUGUUAUUUUUUCUCAUGAUUUCCCGUCUGAUUCAGUCCCACAAUUGUAUCACUCAUUAUUCCGUCAUCCAAUUACAAAAUGCUUUUAUUUCCCCCUCUCUAUUGUUAUGUAGCACAGAAUGGUCCCUUUUAUUGUGGUCCAUGCAUAAUGCAAUCCAUGCUUAUCAUGAAUAAUCGGAGAGUUUAUUAUCAUUAAGCACGUGAGCGAGCUCCUUGACUGGCCAUCGAGUCUGGAGAACUGGCAG
Messenger RNA from Geodia barretti, 2071 nucleotides. The record is from the annotation of a GenBank genome assembly. NCBI's taxonomy places the organism in Eukaryota, Metazoa, Porifera, Demospongiae, Tetractinellida, Geodiidae.